Molecule: messenger RNA, 4373 nt
Organism: Effrenium voratum
Lineage: Eukaryota; Dinophyceae; Suessiales; Symbiodiniaceae
Source: the annotation of a GenBank genome assembly
AUGGCGGUGAACUCCAUGGACCUCGUCCAGGACCCAUUCGCCUCGCGAGAGGGGCUCUUCACCGGCUCCCGGGACUGCUCCGUUCAGCCGGGCGCCAAAGCGCUCUGGGACGUGAACACCGGCCAGCGACUCUUGCGGGGAGUACCACCCAGCACAAAGCGCACGCCUUAUCUUCAGCCGAUGGAGAAGGUUGCCCACAACAGCGCGGAUUUGUUGGAGCUGGUGGAGACAGGCGCCGCCGCCGUGCGCUGCAACUUUGUCUCCCUGGGUGCCGCGCUUUGCACCGAGCUCGGCAAACGCCUCGAGCAGCUGCAGAGCCUGGACUUGUGCUACUGCCAGCUGGGCGCGGAGCAUUUGGACCGCUUGACGCAAAACCGAGUGCUUCAAGGCCUGGAACGCCUGGCGCUGGGAGGCAACUCCCUGGGCUCCUCCGUGGCGCGGCUGGGCGCCUGGGCGCCGCGGCUGAGGCGCCUGGAGCUGGAGAUCAACGACCUCCGAAACGAGGGAUGUGAGCUCCUGGCGCAGGCGCUGCAAAUGGGCAGCACCCAGCUCCAGUACCUCGACCUCAGCGUGAACGGGAUCCAGGCGGAUGGUGCGGACGCGCUGGCGCGAGCCCUGCGUGGCAACAGGUCUUUGACUUAUCUGGACCUGGGCUACAACCGCAUCGGCCCGGAGGGCGCUUUGGCUCUGGGGCAGCUUGCGGACUGCGCAUUGAAGGUUCUGCGUCUGGAGGACAACGGCCUGGGGGACGCGGGCGCGGUGGGGGUGCUGCGCUUGCCGCUGGAGGAGCUUCGCUUGGGCUUCAAUCAGGUUUCGGCCCAAGGGGCCGUGUACCUGGCGAUGUUGCUGCGCGGGGCUUCCCUGCGGCGCUUGGACCUCACGGGCAACCAGCUGCAGGACGCCGGGGCCGCCGCCUUCGCCGCGGCGAUGCAGAAGAGCUGCUGCCUGGAGGAGCUAGUGCUGGCGGGCAACGCCAUCGGCAGUGCAGGCGGUGCCGCGUUGGCACAGGCGCUGCAGAACAACUGGCGGCUGCAAGCCUUAGAUCUCCGCGAGAACCCGAUCUCUCAGGAGGCUGCUCUCACCAUCGCUGAGUUGACGUCCCAGGCGCGCCUGGCGGCGCGAUCUGCGCCCCCAGCCUUGGCGCAGCUGCGUGCAGGGGCCGCGAGGCGCUGGCCGUGCUGGAGCGUUCGCGCAUGGCUGCGGUGGCUCCUGCAGGCGGUGGCCCCCGAGGAGUCGGCGGCGGUGCUCGCCUGCGGCUUGGCCUCCGCGGUCAUCACGGAGGAUGCCGAGGGCACCUGGUACGAGCCUCAUCGCCUGAAGGAGUUGGCGGGUCUCUACGGCCGGCGGCUGAAGUCCGAGUUCUGCUCCAAGAGGCUGCCAGCACAAGGCUUGUACCUCUUGAACCUAACGCCCUUCAAAGUGCUGGCUGGCCAGCAUGCAGUGCAGGAGAACUCGGGGUCUUUGCUGCCCUUCGCCUCUACGCUGCAGCUCCUGCAGAAGGGCGUUCCAGUGGCCACUGAGCCCAUUGUCCUCACAGAAGAGACAGGCGAGCGGCGCUGGGUCUUGCCCGGUGGAGCAGAGCUGCGCCUGCUGCGAUCCAGACACGUGGGCAGCAGCACUGCCGAGCUGGCGGUGGCCGUCUGGUCUUGGCCCCACAGGCUGCGAGGCCUACCCUUCCAAGACUUGAGCUGCUAUUGGCAGAGCGCCAAAGGCAACGACCUCGGCACGGACAUGACCUCCGCGGUGGAGCACAUCAUCAAGCCUGACACCUUGCUGUCCCAAAGUUCGCUCGCGGAGCUGUACGGGCCAGGCCCGGUGCAGACGUUCGUGUCGCACCACUGGGGCCACGACGUCAACGACCUCUUCGCAGCUUUAGCCCCGCUGGCUGGCGAGGGAGCACGUUUCUGGCUCGCGGGAAUCUCGGUGAAUCACUGGCGUAAGGAGCAGCGCGCCUUCGCAGCCGCUCGGCGCAGCCGAAGUGCGCAAAGUCUGGCGCUGGUGCUCGGCCCGGACGCAGCCGCCCUGCAGCGAAGGUGGUGUCUCUACGAGGUGCUCGCCAGCGAUUCCACGGACGGAGGCGAUGCCUUGACGCUGCAGCUCUGCGCGCCGCAGGGGCUGCUCAGCGAGGGCACCGGCGGGAUGCCGGUGAGUUACAUCCUCCAGGUGAGCAGCGCCAUCAGCACGCUGGACGUGCAGAUGGCUUCGGGCCACUGCGACGAGCUCCGGGAGCUCUUGGAGAGGUCCGGCAAGGGCCCAGUGAACCUGCGGCUCCGGCAGAUGCUGAUGGAGGGCCUCAGCUCCCACCGCCGAGGUCAAGAGAUCUUCCAGGGUCGAGGCGUGGCUCGCAGCAAGACGGAGCCCUCGGCCUUGAGGACGGAGCUGCCAGGCCGGGUCAAGACAGAGCCUUCGGACAUUGGCUACGAUACCGCGGCGGAAGACUCCAUCGACUUCGACUUGUUGGAUGCCAGCGCUGAAGAUGACGCGAAGGCCCAGCCCCGGGAGGUCUUCGUGCCAGGGCCAGCUCUUGUGGAAGGCCCACGCGUUUGGCCAGCGCCGGCGACGCCGCUCGCGGUUCCACCAGCGACGGAGUCGCUUGCGAAGCCCAGCAAAGAGGAGCGAGCCGAGCCGCCUCUCUGCCAAGCCGGCGCCCAGAUCCCGGACGAGGCCGAAGCAGCGGAGUCCGAGGAGCGAGGCGAUCAUGCUUCGCGUAGCUCCAGUGGCAGCCAAAGCAUCAGCGCCGACGUGGAGCAGGUGGAGUGGGCGGAGCCACGCCACUGGCAUCAGGCGGAGGAGCGAGGCGAGCACGCUUCGCGUAGCUCCAGUGGCAGCCGAAGUAUGGGCGUCAGGGACGUGCAAGACCAGCAGCAGGAGGCUGAGGCGCCGGCAGAAGCAGAGACUGCGGCAGAGUCGGAGGAGCGAGGCGAGCACGCUUCGCGUAGCUCCAGCAGCCGAAGUAUGGGCGUCAGUGACGUGCAAGACCAGCAGCAGGAGGCUGAGGUGCCGGCAGAAGCAGAGACUGCGGCAGAGUCGGAGGAGCGAGGCGAGCAUGCUUCGCGCAGCUCCAGUGGCAGCCAAAGCGUGGGCCAGCUUUCGUGCAGACCAGUCAGCAUCCCAGAGGCGUCGCAGGCGCCGCAGGAGCCGCGCGACUGGCACAAGCACAAGGCAGAAGCAGAGCUCGCGGAGUUGGAGGAGCGGGGCGAGCAUGCUUCGCGUAGCUCCAGUGGCAGCCGAAGCAUGGGCGUCAGCGACGUGCGAGACCAGCAGGAGGCCGACGAGCCGCAUAACUGGCAUGAUCACGAUGUGGCAGAAGCAGAGCCCGCGGCAGAAUCAGAGGAGCGAGGCGAAGAGUCGCGCAGCUCCGGUGGCGGCCGCAGCGUGGCCGAGGCUGACGAGCGUGACUGGUACGAGGCAGAGCCCGAGUCAGAGGAGCGGGGCGAGUGCUCAGCUUCCCGCAGAUCCAGCCAGAGCCUGGGGGGCCUUGAUGCGCCGGAGCACUACGUGAUGUCCCAUGCGAGCGAGCACGACUCGCAGGACGACUGGAUGUUCUCCAGCGCAGAACCAGCCGAAGGGCGAUCCUGGUCUUCUGACAGCGUGGGCAACGGGAACUCUGAAGCAAUCAGCGCCAACGCCAACGAGACGAACUGGAAGACAGGUGCUGCCAUCCUGGCCCAGCCCUUCCCCGAGGAGGAUGAGGACACCUUGGUGCUGCCCAAGGCCGCGGCGGACAUGGAGGGCGACGCGCCAGAGGAGCCCUGCGACGAAGUGGCGUCCUGCUUCUCGUUCCGGGGCUCCGACCAGAUGUGUUCGGAGUACAGCCCCAGCCGCGCGUAUCAGGAGGAGGAGGUCACCUUCAGCCGCCAGUUUUCGCCCUGGCCGCCUUCUGACCCCUCGGAGCUCGCGGACGCAGUGGCCCACGCGGUGAUCGCCGGCUCGGCAGGCUAUGCGCGGUCCUUCGAUGACAUGGCGUGGCUGGAGCAGCCUUCGCCUUUCAAGCGAGGCUUUACAGAGGAUGACCUGGCAGCCUCGUUGUACGCCGCCUUCGCCGCCAGCCACGUGGAGCGCCUGCCCAUCUUGCAGCUGCUGCUGGCCUGCGGCCGAUCCCAGGGCGAGGCGGAGGCACUGGAGAGGGCGCUCAGGCCGCUGUUGGCCUCACAGGACGGCAGCGUCAGCUGCGACGUGCUCUUGCGGUUCUUAGCACAUCCGCGCCAGCACUCCUCGGAGAGUGAGCAGUGAGGGGCUUCUUCUUUUUUCGCCGCCGAAGUUUUUGUGGUUUGACCCGUGGUUUGGAGGGAGCCCCGUUUUGGGGAUGGGUGAAGUGGAAUGGAGUUCGAAGCAGUUGCGAGACCUCCUGCGGUGCAUUUGUUGGUUUUGUG